AUGGAUCAAGCCGACAUCCCCUCCCUCCUCUCGCGCCUGAACAGCGACGAAGACGCCAUGCGCAAAAUGGCCGUCUUCAAACUGCAAUCCUCAAUCAACGACCCCGCCUUCGCAGACCUCUUCAUCUCCUCAGGCGGGCUCACCAUUCUCCGCCGUCUCAUCAUGAGCACCGGCGGCAACACCCUCGCAUACUCGCUGCAAUCGCUCACCCGGCUCCUCGAGGUAGACAUGGGAUGGGAGAUAUUCGAAUCGUCAGGGAGUGGCGAGCUGGUAGAACGCGUGGUAGAAUUGAUUGUCACACAUCCUCUGGUUAAUAUCCUGCGCGGCGCAAUGAGUAUCUUGGUUGCGAUUGUGUCGCAUUCGCAGAGUGAUAGCGGGGCGUCGAUGAGGACGCCUGGGGCUUUUGGGUUUCGUGCGCUGAAACCUGCGGUUGCGGUUUUUCCGCAGUUCUUUGAGAUGGUGGUUAGUCAGUUGAAUAGUGCGGAUCAUGCGUUGUGCGCCAAUGCGCUGAUGUUGCUGAAUGCACUGAUGAGGGAUGCUAUAUCGAGUGAGAAGGAUGGGCCGAAGACUGGAGGGACAGUGGAGGAAUGGCCGAAGUUUAUAAAGAGAUUACAGGAUUUGGGGGUUAUUAAGGCGGUUUAUGUUUUGAUGCAGAGUAGUGCGUUGCAGGAUUUGGCUCAUCCGUUAUUGGAAUUUCAGGCACUGACAAAGGUUUUGUUGAAGAAGUGGAGGGAUGUUAAUGUGGAUUUGGAGAGACCGGAACAUCGAAGGGCGCUGAAGGGAAUACAUCUUGCAAGCGCACCGGAGAAGAAAGACAAAGAGUCUACUGUUAAUGGGACGAGAACGGAAGAAUUGGCGGAAGGUGGUUCAGGAAAUGCAAGAAAGGGAAGCAGGAAACACAAUCCUGAGAAAUGGCGAAGACUCGGCUUCGAGACAGAAAGUCCAGCAUGGGAAUUUGACCCAACCGGAUUUUUGGGUAUGAUGGACUUGACAGAUUAUGUGAGGAAAGAGGAAGACAACUUCCAGAAAAUGCUUCUGGAGCAAUCAACACGACCAUUACACGAGAGAUGUCCUAUCGCCACAGCAAGUCUCGCUUGCACAGCCAUUCUAUACGAACACUUUGAAGUCGAAAAAUCCGACGUUGAAGACGCCAAAAGCUAUCUCGUCCUCGACGGAAUGAAAAACUACGACAAAAUAUUCCGUCCCCUCCUCCUCCAAUGGUCACGCCUCCACACAGCAAGUCUCCACGCCUUCUUCCGCCUCUGGAAAUCCACCGGCGCCGAACGAGAAGACUUCGACAAAGUCGCCGAGCUCGUGCGCAUCCUUAUCGACCAAGUCGUCGGCCUGGCCCCUCGCACAAAAGACAUGCUCGAAAUCGAAGAAGAGCUCUCGGAAUUCGAGUACUCCCGCCUCCGCGAAAUGCAAAUGGAACUCCUCGAGCUCUCCUUCGAAGACGAAUGGGGCCAACACCUCCACCAGGUCCGCGACGAACUCAAACACGAAGCCCUCCAAUUCGUCAAGGAACAACGCAUCCGCUGUCUCCUCUCCGGCGCCUGGUUUCCUCGCACCACGCUCAAACCAACUAUCGAAAAUCCCAGACCCUGGCGCUACAUCAAACUCUCACAUAACCGUCGCUACCUCCAUUACGCGGAUUUCGAUACCCAGACCACCCAAAACCCAACUCUAGACGCCCUACUCGAUAAAAUAGACCUCUCCACCAUCUCCUCCGUCAUCUCCAACGUCUCCGCCACCGACGAAUCCUCCUCCAUCUCCAGCACCUCCACCCUAAAAACCACAUCCCAUUCCCACGCCCCGCCGCAGUCAACCACGAAAAUCACCAUCAACACCACCGUCGAAGGCGGCGAGCGCGCGAUCCUGACGCUCAUGCCCGCCACUCAUUCCCUAGCGUCCGAGUGGCUCGAUGGGCUGCUCAUGCUGCUGAAUCAGACGCCGAUUACGGCGGAGACGAAUCGGCUGGUGGGACUCGUGGGCGAGUAUGGACUGAAGAUCCGACUGCUGAAUGUUAGGAUGGGGGAGGGGGAGGGGUAUGCGGAGGGGAGGGGCGUGGUGCCGAGUCGGGAGGGGUUGGAUGAGGAUUAUUUUUAUGAGGUGUAG
Glarea lozoyensis ATCC 20868 is the source of this 2115-nucleotide messenger RNA. RefSeq names its product ARM repeat-containing protein. Bases 1 to 2115 code for a protein of 704 amino acids. The transcript has a single exon. NCBI's taxonomy places the organism in Eukaryota, Fungi, Ascomycota, Leotiomycetes, Helotiales, Helotiaceae. The record is from RefSeq and is a predicted model, not a curated record. Gene Ontology annotation, cellular component: plasma membrane. Gene Ontology annotation, biological process: actin filament organization; cell motility.